Messenger RNA from Staurois parvus, 344 nucleotides. The record is from the annotation of a GenBank genome assembly. Lineage: Eukaryota; Metazoa; Chordata; Amphibia; Anura; Ranidae.
AUGUAUGUGAAAUGGUUUGAUACAGUAAUGUUCUACUAUGUAAUUUUAAUGUAUUUAGUGAAUGUCACUUUUUCACAUUUUUAAAUUUCCCGCUGUUCCGUCCCCCGUACGUCCUGGCAACGCAGGGAACGGAACCCGGAAGACGGAUGCCGGCAUCGUCCGGAGGACAUUGCCGGGGACACUGCAGGAGGGAAAUCGUGGGAGCGCAGGGUAAGGUAAGUGAAGAACACAUGCCGGAGCAGUGCCGCAGGGUAAGCCCGAGUGUAGCUCGGGGUUACCGCUUUUGGUACUGAAAUGUUACCCCGAGCUACACUCGGGAAUACCGCCAGGGAGGUUAAAGGCAU